UAUUUUCAACAACCUUUAUAUUUCUGAUAUAUACAUAUUAUAGUAUACAGCUAAGGGUCCAUUUUAUCUUUCCAUGUCCAUGGCAUUUUCAACUCACAAGCAACAUCAACACCUGCCAAACUUGUACGGCGCCACCGCAGCCCCACCGCCAACCCCUUCCGCCCAACCCAACCAUCACACUGUCACGUCAUCCGCCGCCGCAGAUGCACUCUCCAAUCUCCUCCACCGCCUCCCUCCUACUCUUUCCCUCCCUAAACGCCGCUCCUCCACAUCCGCCACCUCUCGUGCUCUUCCUACCCUCUCUUUCUCUGACCCUAACUUUAAUCAUCUACUUGUCUCCUCCGGUUCAGAACUCGGCUUCCUCCAACUCACAAACCAUGACAUACCAUCCCAACUCGCUAACUCAGCCGAGACUGAGUCUCUGUCUCUCUUUGAACUCACCAGAGACCAAAAAGAAUCGUGUUUCCCUAAAAACUGGCCUUUAGGCUUUGAUGCUGAUGACGAUGACGAGGAAGAAGAAGAUGGGGAUGGAAAGGGUGAGUCCUUUUGCUUGGAUACUGAGUGUUCAACUGAGACAACAGCCGAUUUAUCAUUGACUUCUCUAAGAGAGUUCACACGGGCUUUAGAGAAACUGGGUUUGAAGAUCAUUGAUAAGUUGGCAGAUGCAAUGGGGUUUGAUAACUCGAUAGGAGAGGAUCCGACCCGGUUUCGUUCAUUGAUGUGGAUAUCAGAGGGUUUACAUGGGGACCAUGAUAAACCAUCGGGCGGGUUUUACCCGUAUGUGAUCGGGUUGCAAUACCAAAUCAGGUGUCAAAAAUAUUCCUUGUUGAAGGAUUCGGGUUCGGUUUCGGUUUCGCCCCAAGUGGACUCAAUCAUGGUCACUCUUGGUGACAUUGCUCAAGUAUGGAGCAACGGGAAACUUAGCAAAGUGCGAGGAAGACCAAUGGCAUGUUUAGGCGACGGAAACAAGUCUCGUUUCGUAUCAAUGUCACUAUUAGUGACGCUUCCAUGUAAUAGUAGAGUUACACCUUUGCUUCCAAAGGUCGUCGGUGAAGAGGGAACUGGCGACGACGAUGAUGAAAGUCAAGUUUGUGGAAGUAAGGAAGAGCAAGAAAAGAGAUUGUUUAAUUCAUUUUCCUUCGAAGACUAUGCAUGGAGAGUUUAUAAUGAAUGUUACCUCUUUAAUGAUCCACUUGAUAGAUAUCGCAUUUAAUGAUUUUUUUUUCUCAAUUUUAGUACUGUUGUUAUAACAAUUUGAAAAUUGUGGAUUCGAGUGUGUUUAAAAAGUAAUAUUUUUCAAUUUGAUCAGUUGGGAUUUAAAGAGAUGUAUGAGUAAUUUAAGAAAUAUAUAUAUAUUUCUUUUAUAUUUAUAAAUAAUUGAAUUUUUGUCAAUGAAA
Messenger RNA from Gossypium arboreum, 1397 nucleotides. RefSeq lists its product as uncharacterized. The transcript is spliced from 2 exons. NCBI's taxonomy places the organism in Eukaryota, Viridiplantae, Streptophyta, Magnoliopsida, Malvales, Malvaceae. The coding region runs from base 74 to 1213 and encodes 379 amino acids. The record is from RefSeq and is a predicted model, not a curated record.